UUCUCUCUCGCACAUUAGCUCUCUCAUCUAUCCCUCUUAUCUCUUAUACACCCUAGCUUUGACUAGUCUGUAGACAAUAGCUAACUCAAUCAUACACAACUGUUCUCGUCUUGCUCAUCGAAGUUAACAUCGAAGCUCGCUAGCCAGGCAUCACGUUUCUUGUUCGUGGCAGAGAUGCCAUCCUCGUCGACGACGAACACAUCGGAUGGCACCAAGUCGUCAUCAUGUCCGAGAGGCCACUGGCGGCCUGGGGAGGACGAGAAGCUGAGGCAGCUCGUCGACAAGUACGGGCCGCAGAACUGGAACUCCAUUGCUGAGAAGCUGGAGGGGAGAUCAGGCAAGAGCUGCCGGCUCCGGUGGUUCAACCAGCUGGACCCCCGGAUCAACAAGCGGCCCUUCACGGAGGAGGAGGAGGAGCGGCUGCUCAACGCCCACCGCGUCCACGGCAACAAGUGGGCCCUCAUCGCCCGCCUCUUCCCCGGCCGCACCGACAACGCCGUCAAGAACCACUGGCACGUCGUCAUGGCGCGCCGCAGCCGCGAGCGCUCUAGGCUCCUUGCCAGGGCCGCAACCUCCUCCUCGCCGUCCUCGGCGUACCCCUUCGGCGCCGGCACGCCGGCGGCGAGCUCAUCGCUCUGCUUCGGCUUCUCCAAGCUCGGGGGCGGCGGUGGCAUGUUCAGCUCGCCGCCGGCUGCUCGUCCUACUUCACUGUUCAAGAGCUUUGGCACAGCUACUGGCAGUAAGAGCUUUCUGGGGGCGAGCUUCGAGGCGGCGAGGUACAGCUACAGCGGCAGGCAGGCGGCGCCGCCUGUCUCCAUCACCUUCUCCUCUCCAAGAGAAGCUCUGACCAUGGAUAUCGGCCGCCAUGGCCACCAUGAGCACGUGCACGGCCAGAAGGAUUACCAUGCCAGCGAAGGCGGCGAUGAGGCGCUGAAGAGGAAGGACGUGCCCUUCAUCGACUUCCUCGGCGUCGGCGUUUCCUCGUAAUUAAAUUGAGUUCUUUAAGGACCAAUCGGUGAUCAAUCAAGUGUAUUGAUCGGUGUUGUUUGUUAGGGCAUCGUCACUAAUUUAAUUAAAUUGGAAGCAGUAGUUCAGGAUAAGUAUGCAGCAGGGAUAGAGCAUCAUCGUUAAUGGUUUAUUAGGGCAUUGUGAUCAUGUGCUGAUCGAUCGAUCGAUCAAAUAAGGUUCAAGACACAUGGUUAAUUCCUUAAAGUGUAUUUAUUACCUAGUCUACUACA
Molecule: messenger RNA, 1238 nt
Organism: Setaria italica (foxtail millet)
Lineage: Eukaryota; Viridiplantae; Streptophyta; Magnoliopsida; Poales; Poaceae
Product: transcription factor CSA
Exons: 2
Coding region: 175-987 (270 amino acids)
Biological process (GO): regulation of DNA-templated transcription
Cellular component (GO): nucleus
Molecular function (GO): DNA-binding transcription factor activity, RNA polymerase II-specific; RNA polymerase II cis-regulatory region sequence-specific DNA binding
Source: RefSeq, a predicted model, not a curated record